Molecule: messenger RNA, 735 nt
Organism: Ixodes scapularis (black-legged tick)
Lineage: Eukaryota; Metazoa; Arthropoda; Arachnida; Ixodida; Ixodidae
Product: shematrin-like protein 2
Exons: 2
Coding region: 1-735 (244 amino acids)
Source: RefSeq, a predicted model, not a curated record
AUGGCAAAUUAUAUAUGCAUUCUCCUAGCCUGCAUAGCCCUCCUCUCGGUGCUUCGUGCCAACGCUGAUGGAGCUAGCAGACCGGGAGCCAACGCACCAGCCGCCUACAUCGGAGACUCCUACAACAGCCGCUACAUAUAUGGAGGCUACGACGCCGGUCGCAGGGGGUACACCGACCCGUACUACAACAGGGACUCCUACUACGGAUCCAGCGCAGGACGAUACAGGCCUACAACCCCUCGCAGUCCCUAUGGCUACGCCCCACCUACGUCAAGCUACGCGGGCACCGCUACCUACCCAGGCUACAAUGCCCGCUACGACGGACGUUACGAUGGCAGCUACGGACGCAGUUAUGAUGGACGCUACGACGGACGCUACGGUAGCUAUGGGAGAGGAUACGAUGGACGCUACGACGCUCGUUACGGUAGCUAUGGGAGAGGAUACGAUGGACGCUACGAUGCUAACUACGGUAGCUAUGGGAGAGGUUACGACGGACGCUACGGCAGUUACGGACGCGGCUACGACUACUCUGGAAACCGCAUCGGACGGUCGUACGAUGCUUCGUACCCGGGGUUCAGGAGCAACUUGUUCGACGACCGUUACGACAGCUACAUGGGACAGCGGGGAUUUGGACAACUCUUGGGGCGUUACGCGCGUCGUACGGCCAACGGAUACAGCUACGACUAUACCCUGCCCAACGGGCACGUGUACGGGUACAGCGGUUACCGCCGCUGA